This is a messenger RNA of Halichondria panicea, 6738 nucleotides long. Its product is annotated as protein asteroid homolog 1-like. Lineage: Eukaryota; Metazoa; Porifera; Demospongiae; Suberitida; Halichondriidae. Gene Ontology annotation, molecular function: nuclease activity. The record is from RefSeq and is a predicted model, not a curated record. The coding region runs from base 137 to 1960 and encodes 607 amino acids. The transcript is spliced from 4 exons.
AGUAGUUGAAUGGGGGCGUGGUCACUCCAAGUCUGUCUUGGAUCGAGAAUUUAUAGAAAGAGAGCACAAUUACAAGGUGAAGUCCUGUCUGAUGCCUCCAUAUAUACUGUGGCCCCCGCCAAACUGUUAAGAAAACAUGGGAAUCCCUGGCCUCACAAAAUUUGUCAAGGAAACAUUUCGGGGCUGGGAGAAAUGCACACUGAAAGGCCAUUUGAUCAUUGAUGGUUACGGCCUGUGUCAUCAAUUAUAUGCAUUCGAAUGGAAUCGUGGUGGUGAGUAUUCUCAGUUUCGGGAAGAGGUACUUAAAAUGUUUAACACACUGCUAGAGGCUAACGUUAGGCCAAUCGUUAUAUUCGAUGGAAUCGAUUACAAAAAGCAAAAAGUGGCUACGACAAUGAAAAGGCGCCGAGAAUCAAUAAAACACAUUCAUGAAAACAUUUCUAAUCCUAAUCAAGGUGGUCGAACACUAUCGUUGUUAGCUACAGAAGUGUUUCUGUUUGCUCUGCGUGAAAUCAAUGUUCCAUUUUAUGUAGCUGAUGGGGAAGCUGAUGAAAUAAUUGUGGAGAUUGCAAACUAUUUUGGUUGUCCUGUGCUUGGGUUAGAUUCAGAUUUCUUUAUGUUUAAUAUUGUAGGCGGAUACAUCCCCAUAGAUCGAUUUGACUCAGGUAGCAAGCCAGUUUCUUGUCAAGUGUUUCAUUUGUCGAAAUUCCUUGAGCAAUUCGACAUUAAGCAUGCAGAUCUACGUUUUGUUGUACCUGCCAUAAUCGGUAAUGACUUUGUAAGCAGCGUUUUCUCUCCUAAACUGGCUGCUUGUAUGGCUCACGAAGUGUCUGUUUGCAGUCUCCAUCCAGUUGCACAGAUUAUGAAAUGUAUUUAUUGCUAUCCCUCAAUAGAAAUUUUUCUUUUUAGAAUGAAAGAUCUCUCAUGUUAUGGCCAGUUGAAAAGCAACUGCUGUGCUGUCCAAGCUAUGUACACGUGUGAGAAGCGUACGAAUCCGGAGUGUUUGCUUUCAUCAAGUGUACUAAAGACAAAUUGCGGAAAGCCCUUGCCUAACUGGAUAGUGAGAAAGUAUCGGCAAGGUGAUUUUCCAAGGCACAAUAUGAGUGCUCUAGUGAUCGAGCAGUCUCUUUUGCGAAUUGUUCCUGAUGUCUCCGUGAAGUCGACAUCGAUGGAUGCAUCAUUAUCAAUAAGACAGAAAAUAUACUAUUUAUUUGAUAUUCCCAGUGUAAAAGAAUUUGUUCGUAUAAAGUUAGACCUGUCAGCUAGACAAGUGAGUUCCCUAUCCGUCUCAGCAUUUUCUCCACAACUCAUUUCCCCUUUUCCUGUAAAAGUAUUCUGUAAACUGUUGAAUUGUGAGUAUUCCAUGCUUCAAAAAGUAAAUACACAUUGGAGGUUUGUUGUAGCCGUCACUAAAUUCUGGGCCGAAACACUACAUGUGCCAACUUUCCUGGUUGAAGCUUUGAUUUUCUGCAAUGUUCUUUGCUUUACAUGCCAUGCAACCCUGAAAGUGCAUCGAGAGAAAUGCGCCUCUCCAUUCACGUUCACACGAUCAAAAUGGAUGUUAGCUUUGCAUGCUUUCUCGCAGUGGCAGUGUUGCUACUUGGAUGCCCUAAGUGUCAACCAGUUGCUAAUAGAGCCUUUUGAGGUAUUAUCUCCGGCUUUCCUGUAUGAUGGUACUAUUGCUUUGCAGAUGGCUCAGAAUGUUUCUUCAGCUCAUUCUCUAUUUCCGAUUGAUAUUGAAUUAUACCAAUCACUAUUAGAUGUUGUGCUAUCUCAUAGAUAUGCUGAAACUAAUUCAAGGCUGCAGGCUGUUCACGAAGGCGGAAGCAGGUGCCAUGCCGCAUUACCUACUCAAGCAGUCAGAAAAGAACAAAUAAAACAGCAUUUAGUUUCGUCUAAUGUUGUUCACGCUAAUCCAUUUUCAUCACUUCAAAUUGAAUCUGAUUCAGAUUCUUCAUGACUGACUACAAUUAUAGUCUGUGUACUCAAAUCCAUUUUUGCUUAUAUACAAGUGACACCUACUUUUAAUAGGUUAUUAUGCCUCGGUGCGCAUGCGCAAGCGAGGUAUAUAUACGAAAAGAAAAAAGUCUACGGUAGUGGUGUGUGUGUGUGUGUGUGUGCGUGUGGACUGCUACAGCUGCUCAAGGAUAAAUGAAGUGCAAGUAAGAGUUUCUAUAGGCUUCUAGUCAUGUUUUCAUUCAUGGAUUUGCAAAGUAAUGCUUCGUUCUCGAGCUAUGCCAUAGGCGCGAGUAACUCCCCCAAAUAAUGACUUCCGAUCAUUCCUACCUAGUCACCAGUGACUCCCAGUCAUUCAUGCCUAGGAAUAAAUGACUCCCCCAGUCACUGACUUCUAGUCACGAAUGACCCCCCCAUUUAACUUUGAGAGAUUUCAGCGGAGGGCUACUAAGUACAUCCUCAAAAGACUGCACCUGCAAUGACUAUAAUUUAUUAUAUGCUAUAUACAGUCAAGUUCAAGACUGUUAUCUGUGAGAGGUCUGUUACAAGUGAUAUGUUCCUCAACUAUCGUUACUUCACUUAGUAAAACACUCUGUUCACAUUUUCACAUCCACUGUAAAGCAAUAUAAUUUUAAAACAACAACAUCCAUCACAAUAAUUAUUACAGUGCAUGAAAAACAAAAACAACACAGUGCAAAUAAUUAUUACAGUGCAUUAAAACAAAAACAGCAGUGGAAGAUAACGAAAGCCUAAAAAUUCUACAAGGUGGUGCCUCGUUUUGUAGAUGGUGUGAUCCAAAUUGUCUCCUUACAAUUCGUGGUAUGCAGCAACAAUUAAACCACAGUUGUUGCUGCCAUUGUUCUGCUGCUGAAUAGAGGCCACAGACGGUAACAACCCAUUGUGUGCUUGUACAUUUGGGUGAUUUUUCCCGUGUUAAUCUAGCAACCUUGCUCUUUAUUCACAUGUAUAGGUCUACAUUCUAGCUGUCACUUGCUGACUACUAUUCGUUGCUACCUUGCUACUAACCUGGCUCUUUAUCCUGGCUCUUCAUUCUACUAUAAUUUUACUAAAUUGUUAAGAUGGAAACAGAUCACAUUCCCAGGAGUGAAUGACUCCCUAUGCGCAUGCUUGUUUGUUCCUGCUGAUAUGUGACCUGUUUCCAUCUUAGUAAAAUUAUAGUAGAAUGAAGAGCAAGGAUAAAGAGCAAGAUUAGUAGCAAGGUAGCAAUGAUCCAUCAGCCAAUAAGUGAGACACAUCGAUAAUUCCGGCUCUAAUGCAUGCAUGGAUCUGCCAGAACUGCUGUGAAUAAGCUUAUACUAGCAUGGGGUCAAUAUCAAUUUUUACGAACGGGAACAUAAUUAUUUUGCAGUAAAAUUUAAUCGCAGUGGUUGUGAAAUAUGUGAAUAUCAUUACCAGAUGAUAUAAUAGCGAUAUAAGGAUAUUCAGAGAAAAUGUUGUAAAGUAUUUAUGUACGCUUUGUACACAAACAUUCUUAUCCAGACAUGAAGCUGGAAUUCGCUCUGGGUCUUAUCUCCACAUCUUCCUCUUCUAAAGCCUUGUCCUUGGCGGUCAACAAACCAUGACAGAAUAACUGCAAAAAAGUCAACAAUUAUAAUUGCCGUGGCAGCCUUAAUUAAUCUACCUUCAUCCUUGUUAGAAGUAGAUUUCUUCAAAAAUGACACUGGCAUCCUUACUUGGUCUCCUUUAAACUUUUUGCGUGAAUGUAAGCCAAUUACUGUCUUCUCUGCUCCUUUUGGACGCCUGAUUACAGGAGGACGCUUGAGGCUAUAUCUAUAAUAAUGUCUAUUAUGUAUGCAUUUAUGUCUGUCACUAAUAAUUUUAUACCACAUAGAAUUUCAAUUUAGUUACAUACCACAAGUUUUGUCUGUCUUGGAACUAUGACCACCACAUAGGAGGGGACUGUUACCAGCAGGAGCAUUGCAGUCGUGUCCUCUAUCCUUGGUGAAAUCUUCACCUUCUGGAGUUUCAUCUACGUGAACACUCCUUACAAUGUGGCAUAUGAAAGAAAUACCACAAACCUUUGUUUGCAUCCCUCCCCAGUUCCUUCAUCUUUAUACUUCUUUCCAAAAACACAGACAAAAUGAAUUGUAUAGUAGAUAAGAGCAGGGACUGGGUGGCACCUUCCACACGCUUUAGAACUCGUUUCUUUGCCAUCUAGAGAUAACUGGACAAAUCUGUCCUUCUGAUAGGACCUAAUCUAGAUCUAGCUCUCCCGGCCAUAGCAGGAUCGGAAGAGCAGAGAAACUCUCACACAUACCUACUACUAAUUAUGCCUCGGUGCGCAUGCGCAAGCGAGGUAUACGGUAGUGUGUUUGUGUGUUUGUACUGUGUGUGUGUAGACUGCUACAGCUGCUCAAGGAUGAAUCAAGUGCAAGUAAGAGUUUCUAUAGGCUUCUAGUCAUGUUUACUUGGAUUUAAGUUCGUGGAUUUGCAAAAUAAUGCUUCGUUCUCCUAGUUUUGCUUACUUGGAAUGCCAUUGCAGCCUUUUCAGAAGAGCACGUAGACAAACUUGUUUACCGAAUGUUACUACUCUACUUAGUAGUUAGCUCUGCACUAGAACGCUAGCUAUUGGUAGCUGCAAGAAUGAGAAGAGAGCUGCAAGGCUCUGCAUGCAGACGGCAGCUAGACUUUUGGCAUCAAUCGUUUUUAACAACAUUCAUGGUCGAUCAUUACCCACUCUUUGAGUUUGCAUGCAUGAUAUUGGACUGGUAGCUUUAUGUUAUGUAGCUUUGGCAUCUUGAUCAUUACCCACUCUUCGAGUUUGCAUGCAUGAUAUUGGACUGAAUAAAAAAGUAGCUUUAUGUUAUGUAGCUUUGGCAUCUCCACCGAGGCAUCAGCUGUGGUGCUUUUAUUAUGCCCCGGUGCGCAUGCGCAAGCGAGGUACAUUGUAUACGGUGUUUGCGUGUGUGUGUGUAAACUGCUACAGCUCAAGGUAUCAGUAGAUAUAGUCAGCAACCUGUGGACACACUAGGUAAUAAUACCUCUAUCAUUCUGUAGAAAUAGCCCUAUAUAAUUAUAAUUAUACUGCACGCAUGCUGUGUGACACUCACAGGCAUGCUAUAGACAGUUUGGCAAUAAUGCCAAGCACUACACAUACAAUCACAUGAUAAAGCAAACGGCUAUUUAUAAUGAAGUAGAUUAGUUCCGAACUCAAAAUCUGCGUGUGAUUCAUUGGCAUUAGCUUUUAGCUCAUGGAAAACCUAGCCUCGAGACUAGCUGGGCGGAGCCCGGCACCCGUUCCCAACGGGUGGCCGGGUGACACGCUUAUAUAGGAUUUGUACUGCUGCACUGAGGAGUGCAGCCCAAUCAGAUUGCAGUAUUGCAAGUGGUUGGUUAACACCCACUUAGCUAGGUGGGUGUGCAGCUGGGCGGAGCUGCCUUGAGCAAAAUGGAGAAAGUUACACAAGUUGUCACAGCUACAGAAGCUGCUAACCAGCUUGGAAGUAGUCACUUCUUUUCUGAGAGACAGAGAUGUCUUUGCUGUAUUGCCUACUGGAUUUGGAAAGAGCCUUUGCUAUGCUUGUUUGCCUGCAGCAUUUGACAAAAUAUUGGAGAAGGAGAAAGGUCAUUCUAUUGUAGUAGUAGUAGUUACUCCAGUCCUCUGCUGGCCAUCAUUCAUGAUCAGGUAGCCAUCUAUUGUUCUAAAGGCAUCUCUAGCACAUAUGUCUCGGGCGAGAUGUCUGAUGCAGCUACAAUGGAUGCGAUCUUCCACGGAAAGUAUCAGCUAGUAUUCUUUACACCUGAAAUGAUCAUCAGCAAGAAGCAUUGGAGAAGACUUCUGGGGGGAGAUGUGUAUGCUAAUAGACUCAAGGCUUUGAUAAUCGAUGAAGCUCAUUGUGUGAAGAAAUGGGGUGAGACUUUCAGGCAAAUGCUGUUGAGAAUUAGAGAAGUGCGCAGCCUCAUUCCAACAUCAGUUCAUGUGAUGGCGCUAACAGCAACAGCUACCCGAAGUGACAUUUCAUUCAUUUCUCGUAUUGUUGGCCUAAGAAACCCAUUUGUCAUUACGAGAGUCCCAGUAAUCCCAAAUUUGAUUUAUGCUGUUGGAUUGUUCAAAAGUAUACCAGAGACAUUCCAAAACUUGGCCCAGAAAUUGGUAAUCGAGAGAAACAAGUUUCCCACAACAAUCAUAUAUGGACGUUCUUUUGGUGUGUGGUGACAUGUACCUCUUCUUUAAGGAUUACCUUGGAGCUGCAUUCACAAAUCCUGAUGAUGCACCUGAUCUUCCUGAAUUUCGCCUCGUGGACAUGUUUACAAGUGUCACUGAUCCAGCCCAUAAAUCUGAAAUCAUUCGUUUAUUUAAGGGUGAUGGCAAUCUUCGCAUUGUUGUAGCUACUAUGGAAUUUGGUAUGGGUGUUGAUUGUCCCAACAUUCGGUAAAUCAUUCAUGUUGGCCUGUCAGACGAUAUCAGUAGCUAUGUACAAGAGACUGGUAGAGCAGGUCGAGAUGGUAAACCAUCACGUGUAACCCUUUUGAAGGCAAGAAUUUACCAUCAAGUUGAUAAUGAGAUUAAAGAAUAUGCUUCAAACUUCAACACUACAGAUUGUAGAAGGGAUAGUCUUUUCCGAAAUAUUGACAAUUACAAACAUGUUGAUCUCGGUUUCAAUUGCUUGUGCUUGUUCUAAGUCAUGUUUAUGUGGACAGUGUGACCUAAGACUUAGUUACUUCUUUCAGCUAAUUACAAAUUUUAUUUUCAUUAUUACCUGUGCUUCAAGAAAGCUGCUAUAUCUACCGAAACAUUUCCUGCACAUUUUGGGCAAUCUG